AUGGCGGUCGCUCUGAGCCUUCUGGGCGGGCGUGUCCGCGCUGCUGUGGCCCGCUGUGGGUUUGCGACCCGGGGGGUGGCGAGCCCAGGACCUGUCGGCCGCGAGCCGGACCCGGACUCCGACUGGGAGCCGGAGGAGCGGGAGCUGCAGGAGGUGGAGAGCGCCCUGAAACGCCAGAAAAAAGCCAUCUGGUUCCAGAAAGUACGGAGGCAGCUGGAGGCGUCAGGCGCCCCGCCCCGGACCCUGACUUGGGAAGCCCUGGAGCAGAUCCGGUAUUUACAUAAGGAAUUUGCAGAGUCCUGGACAGUUCCCAGAUUGGCUGAAGGCUUUGGUGUCAGCACUGAUGUGAUCCGAAGAGUCUUAAAAAGCAAGUUUGUACCCACAUUGGAGCAAAAACUGAAGCAGGAUCAAAAAGUUCUUAAGAAAGCUGGACUUACCCAUUCACUCCAGCAGAUUCAAGCCCUUAGGAAUACCACAGAACCACUCUCUGCAGGCCGCUCUGUAUCAGGCUCUUUGCUGAUGCCCAGGGUUAAAGACUCAUCCAAAGGCCAGAGUCAUAGCCCAGCUUUGAAAGUGAUAGAACCAAACACUCAUAGAAUAAAUACACCAAGGAGACAGAAGGAAAGGAAUGAAGGAAUCCAGAGCCUGGAAGGAGUAAAAGAGAACUUUGUACCUGUAGCUGCAUCCUUGAAUCAACAGGGGAAGUUGCCAAAGGGCACCAGAGGUAUUAGCAGCCCUGAAUUGCUACAUGAUGAGAAGCUGGAGGAGUUGAAGACCAGAGCUCUGAGUGAUCAGAACUUCAGUAGCAAAAUAGUGCAGAGGGGGCGGGAGUUCUUCGACAGCAAUGGGAACUUCCUGUAUAGAAUUUGA
Messenger RNA from Chrysochloris asiatica (Cape golden mole), 870 nucleotides. It is a transcript of the gene NGRN, whose product is annotated as neugrin, neurite outgrowth associated. The record is from RefSeq and is a predicted model, not a curated record. NCBI's taxonomy places the organism in Eukaryota, Metazoa, Chordata, Mammalia, Afrosoricida, Chrysochloridae. Bases 1 to 870 code for a protein of 289 amino acids. The transcript is spliced from 3 exons. Gene Ontology annotation, cellular component: nucleus.